Molecule: messenger RNA, 2884 nt
Organism: Trypanosoma conorhini
Lineage: Eukaryota; Euglenozoa; Kinetoplastea; Trypanosomatida; Trypanosomatidae
Product: k39 kinesin protein
Exons: 1
Biological process (GO): microtubule-based movement
Molecular function (GO): plus-end-directed microtubule motor activity; microtubule binding; ATP binding
Source: RefSeq, a predicted model, not a curated record
AUGCCUCGCGCGACAGGCGAGGACACGUCCGUCCUCACGACGAACACGGGCACCACUGCGAAGGACUCCAUAAAGGUCGCCGUGCGGGUUCGACCGUUGAACACCCGCGAGACAACGGCCGGACUGCCUCUGUCUGUCAAGGCCAACAGCGACCGCGCAACAGUGACGAUCAUCAAUGCUCAGCAACGGGGCAACGCCAGUACGGAAAGGAAGUCGUUCCAGUUCGACAACGUGUUCUGGUCGCUGGACUGCCCCGACGAGGGCGGCGGCGAGCCGGUGGGGCAGGUCGAGGUGUACCACGCGAUUGGGCGUCCGCUGGUGGCGCACGCGUUCAACGGGUUCAACUCAUGCCUGUUCGCCUACGGGCAGACCGGGAGCGGCAAGACGUACACGAUGAUGGGCGGCGACCCAAACGCGCUGGGCGGCGCCGACGCCGGCGUGACGCCGCGGCUGUGCCUGGAGCUGUUUCGCACGCGUGAGCGCCUCGAGGCGGAGGGGCACUCGAAGUGGGCGGUGGAGGUGGGGUACGUCGAGGUGUACAACGAGCGCGUGUCGGACCUGCUGGCGAGGCGGGGGAAGGGCGCGAAGGAGGAGGUGUUUGUGGAGGUGCGCGAGCACCCGACGCGCGGUGUGUUCAUCGAGGGGCAGGAGGUGCGCGAGGUGGCGGGCCUGGAGGACGUUGUGGCGCUGAUCGAGGCCGGCAACCGCGUGCGCCACACGGCCGCGACGAAGAUGAACGACCGCAGCAGCCGCAGCCACGCGAUCUUCAUGCUGAUGCUGCGCGAGGAGCGGUCGAUGCAGACGGCGACGGGGCAGACCAUCACGACGGCCGGCAAGAACAGCCGGAUGAACCUUGUGGACCUUGCGGGGUCUGAGCGCGUGGCGCAGUCCGAGGUUGUUGGGCAGCAGUUCAGCGAGGCGCGGCACAUCAACCUCUCGCUGACGACGCUGGGGCGCGUGAUUGACAUGCUGGCCGACAUGUCGAAGAACAAGGACAGCCAGUGGUCGAUGCCGCCGUACCGCGAGUCGAAGCUGACGUACAUUCUGAAGGAUUCCCUCGGCGGCAACUCGAAGACGUUCAUGAUAGCGACGGUGAGCCCGAGCGGGCUGAACUACGAAGAGACGCUGAGCACGCUGCGCUACGCGUCGCGUGCGCGCGACAUUGUGAACGUGGCGAGGGUGAACGAGGACCCGCGCGCCCGGCGCAUCCGGGAGCUGGAGGAGCAGAUGGAGCAGAUGCGGAGGGACAUCCAGGGCAAGGACCCCGCGUACGUCGCCGAGCUGGAGGAGAAGCUGAGGCUGCUGGAGGCGGAGGCUCAGAAGCGGGCGGCGGACCUGCAGGCGCUGGAGAAGGAGCGGGAGAAGAACGAGAUCCGCGAGAAGAUGCUGCGUGCGACGGAGGCCGAGCGGCAGGAGCUGCUGCGCCGGGCCGGCGUUCUGAAGCGGGAGCUGGAGGAGUCACGGCGGCAAGCAGCAGAGUUAUCGCGUAACAAGGAUAGACUACUGCGUGAGCAGGCCGAGAAGGAGCGCCGCCUGAUGGAGGAGAUGCAGCGUCGGGAGGUUUCGAUUGAGGCACACAAGGGGGAGUGGGUGAGCGCGCUGGAGGCGGAGCAGUCGUCGGUGCUUAAGCUGCGUCGCGAGUGUGACUUGUAUCGCAUGCAGCUGGCGGAGAUGGAGGCUCGCCACGGUGAGGCGCUGGUGCACAUGGAGCGUCGGCUGGAGCUGGUGGCGUUGGCCUACCAGCAAAGCGCGGAGUGCGCCCUCGUCCCCGUGCUGGCGCAAAAACGGGAGGCGGAGGCAAAGUUGGUCGCUUCGAUGGAGGCUCUGCAGAAGGAGCAGCAGGCGGUCGCCGGCGAGUGUGCGCGGCUCUCGGCGGCGCUGCGGGAGGCGGAGGUCAAAGGCGGCGCACUGGACGCAGUGAACGCGUCCCUCACGGGGCAGAUGUUGCAGCUGCAGGAGGAGGUGUCCGGCCUGCGGGGGCGGCUCGCAGACACCGCGGCGGAUCGUGACGCGCUUGCCGCGAACCUCACGGCGGUGGAGGCUGCGCGGGCCGAACUUGAGGACCUACACCGCGACACCAGGGACGAGUGUGAGGCGCUGCAGCGGAAACUCACCGCGCCCCCAGUGCGCACUCGCCACCACAAAAAAUUCGGCGGCGAAGAGUGGGACGUUUUGCUGCACGGCCGGCCUGCUGAGCUGCUAGAGGUCUUCGCGGCGGAGGUGAGUGCGGCCUGCAAGGUGCCGACGGAUUCCGUUGCAAACGUGACGUUUGCGCUCGGCAGCCUCGAAUGCGACUUCGACGUCAUACACGCCGCGGAUAGAACUAAAGACGAGCUCGAUAUAUGCAUCGCCCAGCACCCCUUCGACCGCCUGCAGCAACUCUACGAUGACCGCUACGGGGCUAAGAAGGGCAUUGACAGGGCCAACGAAGAAAUACAGCGACUAGAGGCUGAACGCGACACCUUCACUAGGGACAUUGGCGACCUCACCGAGAAGAUCGACAGCCUGGAAAAACAAAACGACUGCCUACGGGGCGAACUCGCGAAAGAAAAACACGACGGUGCCACCCUACAACUUCAACUAGAAACACUAGAAAAAAAUAAUACCAGAACAACUCUGCUACUCCAAAAAGCUACAGAAAGCAUGGAGAAUCUCAGCAGCGACAUGCGAAAAGUAAAGGCCGCCAAGGACGAGGUGGAGAGGAGCCUCGAGGCGAUGACGGCCGAGCGCGACGAGCUGACGGAGAAGCUGCGGGCCUCCGAGGACGCCAAGGACGAGGUGGCGAGGAGCCUCGAGGCGAUGACGGCCGAGCGCGACGAGCUGGCGGAGAAGCUGCGGGCCACUGAGGCGCCAAAGGGCGAGGUGGCGAGGNGCCUCGGAGGCG